UAUCCCAAAGUUACUCAUCAUUAUGGUUGUAUUUUGUGCUGUGCACAUCUGAUAGCUCCUCUUCAACCACCGAGCGAGGUCAAAACAGAUGCGAGUAAAAGGGGUAAUCAGUGAAGUUUACUAGAGUGAAAUCGGUACUACUUUCACUUUCCGAGUCUAUAAAUAUGCCUUCCUUAAACUAGCAAGGCUAAAGGCGAGCAAAGUUACAUCAAAGCUAUCGGCAGGCUGCGCUGCGAUAAAUGGCAUCGAAGGCCAUCCUUCUCGCGGCCGCCGUGGUCUUGGCGGCGUGCGUGCUCGGCACCGCGGAGGCGAAGCUCGGCCGGCUCGUCAUCACCGGCGUCGUGCCCUGCAACACCGGCAGCCUCAUCGACAUCGCCACCUCCCCAGCGUUCCCGAACGCGGACGUGGAGCUGAGGUGCAUGGGCAAGAUGGUGGCGGGGGCGACGACGAACAGCAACGGAUCCUUCUCGAUGGAGGCGGACCUGACGAACGCGCUGGCGGCUUUCAUCGGCGGGUGCACGCUGGUGGUGGACACGCCGCUCAUCAAGUGCAACGCCGACCUCACGGGCGUGGGGAGCCUCGUCUCCUACCUGCAGGGCCCGCUCACCCGGCUGCUCGGCGGCAUCUUCCACCUCUUCCCCGCGGGCUUCUCCUUCCACGCCCGACGAAAUUAGCGUAGAUGCCCCCCUGCAGCUGCAGCAUGGUGAUCUGAUAUUUCCUCGUCUAUCUAUGUCAGUCUUGAAAUGGGAUGUACUGUGUGGUACUCUAGAGGUGGUGAUAUUUGUAUGUUGAAGGUUCAUGGCAUGCAGCAGACCAUGAUGAUAUGGAAAUGGCAAACUGGGAUGUAUGGUAUUCUAUACUCCGCAAAUGUGUCUAGACAUAAAUGCUAUGUCAAUUGCAGUGAAGUAAAAC
Molecule: messenger RNA, 912 nt
Organism: Phragmites australis (common reed)
Lineage: Eukaryota; Viridiplantae; Streptophyta; Magnoliopsida; Poales; Poaceae
Product: phylloplanin-like
Exons: 2
Coding region: 240-674 (144 amino acids)
Source: RefSeq, a predicted model, not a curated record